AAAAUUACAAAGCGUUUUAUAUUUCAAACGAUGCCGUAUUAACUAACCAUGAUACCAAGUACUAAUCGGCUCCUUCUCUUCCUUUUCAUUGUGUGGGGGAGAAACUUACGGCAGGCUAAUCUAAAGCGACGGCGAGUUCAAUUUCUACCAUGGUGUGGUGUAAGCAUUGUGCGAAGAAUGUUCCCGGAAUUCGCCCCUUCGACGGUGGUUUGGCAUGUGAUUUAUGUGGGAGGAUUUUGGAAAACUUCAAUUUUUCUACUGAUGUUACCUUCGUUAAGAAUGCCGCUGGACAGAGCCAAGCGUCAGGUAACAUUGUGACAAGUGUUAAGAGUGGGCUUUCAAGCUCACGUGAAAGGAGAAAGAGAAUAGCUAGAGAUGAGUUAAGGAAUUUGAAAGAUGCCUUGGGAAUUGGUGAUGAGAGAGAUGAUGUGAUUGUCAUGGCUGCCGAAUUCUUUGAAAUGGCAACUGACCAAAACUUCACUAAAGGGCGCAGAACUGAACUUGUACAGUCUUCCUGUCUCUACUUGACUUGCAGGGAAAAGAAAAUUCCGUUUCUUCUUAUUGAUUUUUCAAGCUACCUUCGAGUUAGCGUUUACGAGUUAGGUUCUGUGUACUUGCAACUCUGUGAAAUGCUGUACCUUGUGCAAAACGAGAACUAUGAGGAGCUUGUUGAUCCUUCAAUCUUCAUUCCUCGAUUCAUGAACAACUUAUUGAAAGGUGCACACAAUAUAACAAAAAAUGUCUGGGAUAAGGUCUUUGGUACGGCUACAAACAUUAUAUCUAGUAUGAAGAGAGAUUGGAUGCAGACCGGCCGGAAACCAAGUGGAAUAUGUGGAGCAGCAAUUUACAUAGCUGCACUUUCUCAUGGUAUCAUGUGCUCUAGAGCAGAUAUUGCAAAAAUUGUGCAUAUGUGUGAAGCAACAAUAACCAAAAGAUUGAAUGAGUUUGCUAAUACCAAGGCUGGAAGUUUAACUGUUGAUGAGCUUGAUAAAAGCGAACCGAUAUCGCGUAAAGAAGCUUUUACCCCAAGACCAAAUUCUGACGAAGGAGUAGUGAACUGUCAACAUAAGGAUUUAAAACGUUUUGGUUAUGGAUUAUGUAAGAGCUGUCACGAUGAUUUCAUUAAAAUUUCUGGUGGAAUUGUUGGUGGGUCGGAUCCUCCUGCUUUCCAGCGAGCAGAGAAAGAGAGAAUGGAAAAAGCAGCUAGAGAAGAAAACGAGGGAGGAGUUGGUAGCGAUGAACAAGUAAAUGUAAGCAAAGGGGAAAAACAAUGUCCGGAGAAAGGCCAAGGAGAAAAAUAUGGGGGUGAAGAACAUGCUGAAUAUUCGGACGACGAUGAAUCAGGCAUCUGUUCGGACGACGAUGAUUCUGAGGUGGAUCACAUUCUUCUCGGUGAGGACGAAACGCUGUUGAAGACGACGGCCUGGAAUUUGCAAAACAGAGAGUAUGUUAAGGAGCAAGCAGAAAAAGAAGCAGCUCUGAAGGCAGCUAAUUGCCCAGAAGAUGCAAGAAACCUUGUGGAAGCUUCUAAAGCAGCUGUGGCGAAAUCUAGAAAGGAAAAGCGACAAAAACGUGCUGAAGAAGAAAAGAACGCGCCUCCGCCAGCUACAACCAUGGAAGCAGUUCGCAGAACACUUGAGAGGAAGAGACUCGGUGGGUUAAUAAACUACGAUGUUUUGGAGGAGCUCUUUGAUACUAGCCCAGGUAAGAAGUCACAGAAGAAACCGAGAACCGAGACAGUUACAGAGAAGGAGAAGGAAGAGCAUGAGAUUGAUGAAGAUGAAGAAGCACCAUACGAGAUGAACACAGAUGAGAAAUUCUAUGAAGACGAAGUGGAAGAAGAAGAGGAUGGUUAUGAUUUUGGAUUGUAUUAAUGAUACUUUUUGAUUCAUUUUUGUUUUUGUAGGAUCUUUGAUUCUCAAAUUCAAAGGCUUUUUAGGAGAAGCCAAAUAAAUGUCUUUUGUCAGAUCUAUGAUCAUUUCUUCUUUCAGCUAAGUUGAAAAAUCACCCCAA
Messenger RNA from Arabidopsis lyrata subsp. lyrata, 2013 nucleotides. Its product is annotated as transcription factor IIIB 60 kDa subunit. The record is from RefSeq and is a predicted model, not a curated record. NCBI's taxonomy places the organism in Eukaryota, Viridiplantae, Streptophyta, Magnoliopsida, Brassicales, Brassicaceae. Bases 150 to 1874 code for a protein of 574 amino acids. Gene Ontology annotation, cellular component: transcription preinitiation complex; transcription factor TFIIIB complex; nucleus. Gene Ontology annotation, biological process: transcription preinitiation complex assembly; DNA-templated transcription initiation; transcription by RNA polymerase III. Gene Ontology annotation, molecular function: RNA polymerase III general transcription initiation factor activity; RNA polymerase III type 3 promoter sequence-specific DNA binding; TBP-class protein binding. The transcript has 18 exons.